AUGAUGUCCUAUAUGAAGCAGCCUCAUUACGCAGUCAAUGGGUUAACCCUAGCGGGACCGGGCAUGGACCUGCUCCAUUCCGCCGUGGGAUACCCAACCACCCCGCGGAAGCAGCGGCGCGAGCGGACGACUUUCACGCGGGCCCAGCUGGACAUUCUGGAGGCACUUUUCGCUAAGACCCGCUACCCCGACAUCUUCAUGCGAGAGGAGGUAGCGCUCAAGAUCAACCUGCCGGAGUCCCGGGUGCAGGUUUGGUUCAAGAACCGACGGGCCAAGUGCCGCCAGCAGCAGCAGCAGAGCAGCGGCCAGGCCAAGGCGCGCCCAGCCAAGAAGAAGAGCUCGCCGGCCCGGGAAACCAGCUCGGAAACCAGCACCAAUGGGCAGUACACCCCCCCGCCCGCCGGCACCUCAGGCACCCCCAGCUCCACGGCCAGCGCCACCGUCUCCAUCUGGAGCCCGGCCUCCAUCUCCCCCAUCCCCGACCCCCUGGCCUCCUCGGCCACCCCCUGCAUGCAGCGCUCCGCCGCCUACCCCAUGACCUACACCCAGGCCACUGGCUACCCCCAGAGCUACGCCGGCUCGUCCUCCUACUUCACCGGCCUGGACUGCGGCUCCUACCUCUCGCCCAUGCACCCGCAGCUCUCCGCCCCUGGCGCUGCCCUGAGCCCCAUUGCCGCCCCGGGUAUGGGCAGCCACCUCAGCCAGUCCCCGGCCUCCCUGUCCAGCCAGGGCUUCAGCACGGCCGGCCUGAGCUUCGGCUCGAUGGAUUGCUUAGACUACAAGGAUCAGACGGCCUCUUGGAAACUCAACUUCAAUGCCACGGACUGCUUGGAUUACAAAGAUCAGAGUUCCUGGAAGUUCCAGGUGUUGUGA
Chelonoidis abingdonii (Abingdon island giant tortoise) is the source of this 873-nucleotide messenger RNA. It is a transcript of the gene CRX, whose product is annotated as cone-rod homeobox. Lineage: Eukaryota; Metazoa; Chordata; Testudines; Testudinidae. Gene Ontology annotation, molecular function: RNA polymerase II cis-regulatory region sequence-specific DNA binding; DNA-binding transcription factor activity, RNA polymerase II-specific. The record is from RefSeq and is a predicted model, not a curated record. Gene Ontology annotation, biological process: regulation of transcription by RNA polymerase II; multicellular organism development. Gene Ontology annotation, cellular component: nucleus.